Molecule: messenger RNA, 2090 nt
Organism: Myxocyprinus asiaticus (Chinese sucker)
Lineage: Eukaryota; Metazoa; Chordata; Actinopteri; Cypriniformes; Catostomidae
Gene: tsr3
Product: TSR3 ribosome maturation factor
Exons: 6
Coding region: 366-1223 (285 amino acids)
Biological process (GO): maturation of SSU-rRNA
Molecular function (GO): rRNA small subunit aminocarboxypropyltransferase activity
Source: RefSeq, a predicted model, not a curated record
ACAAAAUGGGUCUGCAAAUAUACUUGUGAUAUAAUCUAAAUAUUAAUAAUCUUAAUAUCAUUAUUUCUAUAGUAUAAAAAAUGCUUUUCGUCUUUUAUUACCAGAAGCCAUGUUGCAUUACGUCACUAUGUUUUGGCCUCACGUGUACUGGAGCGGCGUAGAACACAGACUUUAAACUGAAAAGCAAAGAAACAUUAAAAUGUAUACCAUGACCAGCCUAAAGUAGACAAACCAUGAGUGCGUUUUAAGUCGUUACGUGGUCAGAUAGUUUAUAUUACAAGCUUCCCCCCCCCCCAAAAAAAGUUUAUACUUGGUUUGAUUUUAAGUUUUUAUUAAUUACAACGUGAAAAAGGUGUAUUUCAGACAUGGGACGGAAAAAACAGGGUAAAAGUGACCGACCUGUUCACAAGGGCAAAGACACUCGACACAGGAUGAAGGGGAAAUCGUUAGAAACUUUCACAGAGGAGAUGCACGAGGCUCUGCAAGCCAGUGAGGAUGCAGAUUCAGAGGCUGCAGGAGGUGUGAAGUUGCCCUGUCCAUUGGCCAUGUGGGAUCUGGGUCACUGUGACCCUAAACGCUGUACAGGACGGAAGCUGGCCAGGAAGGGUUUUGUACGCUGCCUACGGCUCAACCAACGCUUCAAUGGCCUGAUACUCAGCCCAAUGGGCACCAAAUAUGUCACACCUGCAGACAGGGAGAUUGUGGCACAUGGUGGGUUAGCCGUGAUUGACUGUUCGUGGGCACGACUUGAAGACACGCCAUUUAGCAAGAUGAUUGGCUCACAUCCCAGGCUUUUACCGUACUUGGUCGCAGCCAAUCCUGUAAACUACGGCAAACCGUGCAAGCUGUCCUGCGUCGAGGCGUAUGCCGCCACCUUCUGUAUUGUGGGAUUUCGUGACCUCGCUGUGCUCCUGCUGAGGAAGUUUAAGUGGGGUUUGGGAUUUUUGGAGUUGAAUAAGACACUUCUAGAGCGUUACGCUUCCAGUCAAUCAGAAGAGGAACUGCUGGCCGUGGAGAAAGAUUUCCUGACCUCCACCCCUCAAGAAGAGGAUAUAGAUCCUUUCGAUGUGGACUCAGGCCGAGACUUUGUUAACCUCAACAGACCAGUCCAGGCUGAGGAUGACAGUGACGAGACAUCAGAGGAUGAAGAAGAUGAAGUGGAGGAAAAACAGAAGAGUAAUGAGGAAGAAGAUGAUGAUGAUGAAAGUAAACAGGAAGCUUAACUUAUGUAAUCGAAUGAAACAUUUGAGGAAAGACUUGGGAAAGAAAGACUGUCAUUGACUGAUUUAGCAGGCAGUUAGACAUUGCAAACUUAACAUAAGCAAACUUCUGAAUUUUUGCAAAUGUUCAGAUAUGGAACUAGUGAGUAAACUAGGCCUGAGUAAUUAGAGGCUGCAGGCUGCUACUUUACCUUAAAAUGUAAUACAUAAAAUGUAAAAUACAUUUUAUUCCAAAUGUAUAUAGAGAUGUUUAGGUUGUAGUCAAAAAACCCAGAAGACUAUUUGCAUUUUAGAGCCAUGGGUUCUCUCGAAAAUUUCCAAAUGGGUUUUUAUAAGGGCAGUUUUAGAUUUAUGAGUAAAAUAAAGCCUGUGGUUAAAAUGACUUAGAGACUUUUACAUUUUGUUCUAGAACAUAAAUUACACACAGUCAUACUUGUGUACUUUUAAAAUGCAUGUUGCUAUCACAAUGCUAAUUAAGAACUACAACUACCAUCAGCAUGUGAGCUAUGUGCUUUACGAAAUGGACAACUGUUGUAGUCCUUAUUUACCAAAGUGCAUUUUUAAAAGACACAACAGCUUCAAAAUCCACGAUUGAGGUAUGACUGUGAAGUUUAUGUUCUAGAACAAAACCUGAAAGUCUCUUCAAGUAAUUUUCACAACAGAUUCAAUUUUACUCGUAACAACUAAACCCAUAGGAAAUUCCAGAUGGAAUCCAUAACGAAUUAGCCUUCUGGGUUUGACUACAAAUUGACGUCAUGGCUGUACAACUCUAUAAGGAACUUCUCAUACUGUUAUUACAUUUUGUCAUAGCACAAAUAAAUAUAUGAUGUUGACUUGUUCAUACACAGGAUGAAAUGAAUAAAUAUUGAA